GACCAAGCUAGGCUAUAGAUAGCUAGCUAACCUUAGUUAGCUACUUUAUGCAGAACGUAGCUAUGUUUUUCCUAAUAUGAAAACAUUGGUUGCCGUUCUCCAACCGUCAUACAUGUAUCGUAAUUUAUCAAACGUUUAUUUAGUUGUUAGUAUUUUUACUAACUUGACUUCGUUAGAUAAGUAAUAAUGCUAGCUGAGCUAGCCCGAAUUAUCUGGGCACAGCUGGUUUCAUGAUUGACUGUCGUGAUGGGGUAUACAACAAGGUAUUCAGCUAAGUCACCAGAUAAGCACAGAGCGUUGGAGGAGACUAAGAACUACACUACCCAGUCCCUGGCCAGCGUAGCCUACCUGAUCAACACCUUGGCCAACAAUGUCCUGCAGAUGCUUGACAUUCAGGCCUCUCAGCUCCGCCGCAUGGAGUCCUCCAUCAACCACAUCUCACAGACAGUGGACAUCCACAAAGAGAAAGUGGCAAGGCGGGAGAUUGGCAUCCUGACCACCAAUAAGAACACCUCUCGCACGCACAAGAUCAUUGCUCCGGCCAAUCCAGAGAGGCCGGUGCGCUACAUCCGCAAGCCAAUUGACUACAGCCUGCUGGAUGACAUGGGCCACGGCGUCAAGUGGUUGCUAAGGUUUAAGGCCAGUGCUCAGAACAUAAAGGCUGGAGCCGCAGGUCUCCCUCGCACCAACCCACCCACACAGAAGCCCCCCAGCCCACCCAUGUCAGGGAAGGGAACCAUUGGGCGCCACUCCCCCUAUAGGACACUCGAGCCGGUGCGUCCUCCCGUUGUCCCUAACGACUACGUCUCGAGCCCGACGCGCCAUGGCAACAUGGCGCCCCCACAGCAGAGCCCUGCACGCACUGCGUCUGUUAAUCAGAGGAACCGCACGUACAGCAGUGGCAGCAGUGGAGGCAGCCACCCUAGCAGCAGCAGCCGCAGCAGCAGCAGAGAGAACAGCGGCAGCGGCUCCGUGGGCUUGCCUAUCGCCGUGCCAACGCCUGCCCCGCCCCCCACAGCAUUCCCAGGUGCCCCCCAGUUCUUCAGCAUGAACCGACCGGUGCAACCACUGAACCCUCCUGCGGUGGGGGGGUCUCUGCCGUACCGCCGGCCCGCGUCAUUGACGGGCCAGCCCAACUCCAACAUGCCCCUGGCCCUGAACCAGCCCAACGGAGGACCCCACUUCAACCAGGUCCCAGCAGGUCCUCUUGUUGCCCCCCCUCCCCCGUCCAUGCAGAUCACUCCCCAGCUCCCUCUGAUGGGCUUUGUGGCUCGGGUACAGGAGACCAUCUCAGACGUGCCCCCUCCCCCGCCCCCCAUAGAAGAAGCUGUGUUUGAGGAACCCACCCCGCCCCCUCCACCUCCAGAGGACUAUGAGGAUGAUGAGGAGGAGGAGGAGGAAGAGUCGGCCGUUGUGGAGUACAGUGAUCCCUACGCAGAGGAGGACCCCCCGUGGGCCCCACGCACCUACAUGGAGAAAGUGGUGGCGAUCUACGACUACGUGGCGGACAAGGAGGACGAGCUGUCCUUCAACGAGGGCGCCAUCAUCUACGUCAUCAAGAAGAACGACGACGGCUGGUACGAAGGAACGAUGAGUGGCACCACCGGCCUCUUCCCCGGGAACUACGUCGAGUCCAUCAUGCACUACGCCGACUGAGGAGAGGUGUAGAUAGGAAGGUCAAAGACUUUGUUAGGCAGAGCAUGAUCACAUUGUAGAAGUCGACGAGGAGAUGAGCGUUCAUGAAGAGUAUACAACUGUCCUCAACCGGUCUACCAGAUGAAGUACAUUGUACAACGGCCACUUGUAGAUAUUCCCUGUGUUUUUGAAUGAUAUGAGACUGUAUGGUGGUGGUUUUUGUAUGUACUAUUAGGGCUUCAUUUUGUCUUUACUAUUAUUAUAAGGAAGGCCACAAGGAUUAUUGUGAUUUAAAAAAAUAUUUUUCUCAUUUCCUUUUGCGCUUAUUUUAAAGUUGUAUUUAUUUGGACCAUGUAUUAUAUAGGGAGGGAUGGUACGGUGGGCAGGGCUGCUGAUUUAAGGAUAGAAAUAUUUGUCAGAUUAUCCCGAUGAAGUUCUCUACUCUCAGCCCAAGAGAAGACACUCAAUGAGAAUGCUUUCCAAUAUUUUCUCUCCUGACAUUCCCAGAGCCUUUCUCGACUCAUUUUAUUUAAAACCAGGAGCUCCUAUUGGUUAGUGGGAUGAGAUGGACUGUUGUGCUUGGACUUUAUAUGAUGUCAAGUUUGGCAACACAACAAAGCUUGACAGUCCCUGACAAAACAUAGACAUUAGUGGUGGGUAAGACUGGGGGGAAAUGAACUAUGAAACUCUCUUCAGUUUGGAUUCAGCAGUUAAUGACUUGGUUCUGGCCCCAGGCUAGGGCAGCUUAAAACACUAGGGCUUAGAGCAUGCUCAGUCACUACUGCACUUGCCUCACUUCACAGGCCAGUUAGGUAGAGCAGUUGUUUCUCAACCUUUGGUCCCUGAGAUGACGACACUGAUUUGGUCAGCUCUAAUUGAAGACUGCUUCAAUGGCACAAAACAAGUUUGAGAAACAGAGAUAGCCGUCUGGCCCAAAGUAGAAAGGAUAACGCAAAAUUAGUGUCUUAAGUCACUGCCUCACCUUGUAAUCAAUACAGAAGAGAUUGAUUUUGCCUGUCUUGGUAGAGGGACUGUCAGGAAGCCACCUUUUAGGUAGACAAACAUUCUGGCCACUCAUUUGCAUCAACGAUUUCAAUAUUUCAUUCUUAUUGUAGUGGGACCUCACCAAAGGGUGGCAGACUGCAUGUUUUUGGGAAAAAAAUAUUCAUUAGUCUCCUUUUCUGCUAUAUUAUUCCUGUCUUAAUAUUUUAGAUAUGGUGUGGUUAUUGGUUUGGUUUUAAAUAUUCACCCAUAUUACCAUCGUUGACAGGUGGGGUUUCAUGAUGCAUUUAUAGGAGGUGAUAAAGGAAGCUUGUGCCAUAUUGAAGUGUGUGUGUGUGUGUAAGGUAUCACUUCCAUUUGCAAUAAAAAUAGCCAGUGGGAUGGGUUUGAAAAUGUAGAUCUUUGAGUUGUUUGGAAUUGAAAGCACAUACAUUAGUAAGAUAAUUGUUACUGAAAUUAUAAAAUUAAACUGUAUUACUGCCUCGGAUGAGGACUAAUUAAAAUGAGCAUAAAAGCCAGCCGUUGAUUACAAACCGGCACCAAAACCGAAGCAUUGAGUGUUUGAGGUACAAGUAUUAUUUCCAAUGUGCUUGGCCGUGUCUGAGGGCUCUGUGCUUGUCUGUCAGUCAAAUCCUUUAUUUUUUAUUGAAAGUGCAUCUGUUCUUGCAUGCCAUUUUUUGUAAUACUGUAGUGGUGUCUGAAACCCAGUUGGCCCUUCACAAGGCAGCCCCAGAACUGGACCCUAGGGGCAAGGUCAGUGAAGCACAACCUUUUUGAAUAUUCAGAUAUGUUAUGUAGAAUAAACAUGCCUCUGACAUAUAGCAUAAGGACUCAUGUCAGCUCUAUUCAGGACAUUUAUCUGCAAUGUUCCACAAUGCUGUGCAACGCUAAAUGCAACCCCAGGUACUACUAAACCAGCCUCAUCCAAAGACUAAAGUGUAAGCUAAAUCCAUGGCAACUUUUUAUCCCAACAUCUGAAGAUCAAUUAAGUUAUGGGAUUUGACUACUCCAGGAGGAGCCAUUCAUUUAAUGUGUAAAUGGAGAAUAUAAGUGUAAGAACAAGUGGUCUAUUCCCUCAGACCAAGAUCUCUCUGGAUGUCAAGUUAAAACAGUCCAUAAUGCCAUUGUGUUGCACAGUAAAAAAAGUUUAACUUUAGAAAUAUCAUAUUUGUAAAACCAUGAGAACAAAAACCAAUAAAACGAUUAAGAUUUA
Messenger RNA from Oncorhynchus keta (chum salmon), 3850 nucleotides. Its product is annotated as abl interactor 2-like. The record is from RefSeq and is a predicted model, not a curated record. Gene Ontology annotation, molecular function: SH3 domain binding. NCBI's taxonomy places the organism in Eukaryota, Metazoa, Chordata, Actinopteri, Salmoniformes, Salmonidae. The transcript has 11 exons. The coding region runs from base 247 to 1656 and encodes 469 amino acids. Gene Ontology annotation, cellular component: lamellipodium.